CACAUACCGACGUUCUAUCAUGAGAUAACAUCCCGGUUAACGCCAUUUUCGAACAAAGGCAACCUAACAAGAUUGGCGUUAGUCGUGUCUUGGCCUUGCAAGCGAAAACAGCAGUUGCAAUGAAGUUUUGGAGACACAGUUGGCUAUCUGGGCGUUUUGUUCAGGACAAGGAGACUCCCGGCUAUAGACGAUUCGUGAAUAAUACAACAGACAAAAUACUCAGUGGCAUGCUAGUAGAGCAAAGACAGAGUAUCGAACAGCAGAUGAAAGGCUAUAGGUUUCACUCAAAACUCAACACAAGUCACAUGAAAGACCUUGUGCCGGAGGAAGGGGGUCAGCCUGUGCGAAGCAUCAUUGUCACUACUUGGAGAUCCGGUUCCACGUUUCUUGGGGACAUCCUAAGCAGCCAUCCGGGGACCUUCUACCACUACGAGCCUCUCCACGACUUCGGCAUCAAGCAGAUCCGCUACGGGGAUGACGCGGCCCAGGCGUUGCUCAAUCUGAAACACCUUCUCAACUGCGAGUAUAGCGAAAUGGAGCACUUGAUCAAACACGCCCGAUCCUACACGUGUGUGUUCGAUAAAAACAAAGUCCUGUGGAAUCGGUGUAAGACUUUCCCCGACCUAUGCCGGAAGUCUGAGCUCCUGUCGCCCUUCUGCAGCCUCUUCCCCUUCCAGUCCCUCAAGACUGUCCGACUCAGGCUCAACCUCACAGAGGAACUGCUGGAGGACAAGAAGUUGGGCGUGCGGUUGCUAUUUCUGGUGCGGGAUCCUCGUGGCACCCUGCAGUCUCGUCGGAACAAGGUUUGGUGUUCUGGAAAGAAAGACUGCGACGAUCCUGAGACACUUUGCAAGGAUCUCGUCAGGGACUACAUCACGGCGUCAAUCUUCAGGAGAAAGUUUCCGGAGUCCUUCAGAGCUGUCCGGUAUGAAGACGUUUCGUUCAACGCGUUCAACAAGACGAAGGAACUUUUGGAUUUCUUCCGCCUUGACUUCCACCCCAACAUUCAGAAAUUCCUGCAGACGCACACCAGCCGCAACAAGGGCAACGCCUUCAGCACCUUCCGCGACUCGAAGAAGGCCCCCGUGCACUGGCAGAAGGAGAUGCCCUGGAAGAAGGCACAGCGGAUUCAGGGCGUGUGUGGCAAGGCCCUUCGACUGUGGGGCUACGAGAUAGCUCAGAGCGAGGAACACCUUCGCUCCUUUAUGCCUGUCGGCCCCCUAGAGUUACUUUGAUGGGGCCUCUCUCUUGUCUCUUCUCUCUUCUCUCUUCUCUCUUCUCUCUUCUCUCUUCUUUCUUCUUUCUUCUUUCUUCUUUCUUCUUUCUUCUUUCUUCUUUCUUCUCUUCUCUUCUCUUCUCUUCUCUUCUCUUCUCUUCUCUCCUCUCUUCUUUCUUCUUUCUUCCCUUUCUCUCUUCUCUCUUCUCUCUUCUCUCUUCUCUCUUCUCUCUUCGUCCAGGAACGUGACGUUGUAUGUGUAGAAGAGCCGUAUAGGGGAGGGUGGACGAAACGAGAGCGUAAAUGCGCAAGUGUAUAGAAGUUACCAUAUCAAGGUUCAAGGGUUAACACUGCGGUUAGCGUGGUUAUGUCCGAGAUGGAGUGCGCGUCGACUUGAAGCCGAUAGAAGGUAUACAUUUAUGGACUUUGGGCUUGUAUGUCCAUCUAAGAAUCUUGGAAAAUAAUCUGACAAGUUACGCUAAAGGAAUCCUUCAUUAUCGGGUACUUUAUCCCCUUAUUCGCUUACGUUUUUUUUUAAAUCCAUCUCUAUCUUACUCUUCAUUUAUAUUAUUCUUGUCAUUCAGCAUUGAUUCUCCAUAGAAAUGUCGUCAGUAUUCAGGUUAUAUAUCUUUAAUCUAUUAUUAUAACUUAUUAUUUUAAGUGCAGUGAUAAAAGCCUUUAGAAGUUAAGGGAAUACAUAAAGAGAUCUCAAAAUAAAGUUAUUUUACAUUCAUUUCAUAAAACAAGAAAUAAAACAGAAACAAUAUAAAACUACCACAAAAGGAGCGCAUCGCCUUAUUAGAAACUUAAGAAAAGAAACAAAGACGCCGUUUUACCGCCUUAGCUCGAUUCCUUGAACCACAAGGAACCAAAAAGAACCAUCUCUCUACUUCCAAUGCCGGCUGAGAGAUGCCCCCCCCCCCAUGACCUGGCUAUUCGGGAUAUAUAUAGAGCUCCUCGGCAAGAAAGCCUAAAAAUGUGGUAAAUCUAAAGUUAAACAAGGUUGAGGCGGUAUUCUUCGUCAAGAGAGGGCGGUGUCUUCUCCUCUACCAAAUACCAGUGAUUUUAUUUAAAACAAAAGCUUGCUCGUAAAAUGUUUAUUAAAAGAUAACUGAACAAUGUUAAAGCUAUAUAAUAAUAUGUAUAAAUAUACGAGUUACUAAUUUCAGAAAGGCAGAAUGUGCUCUUAUAUGCGGGAAAUUUUAAAGAAAACUAGAAUAAAAUUCACAAAACACAAUAUAAUUAUAAUAAUAGUACAUGAAAAAGUCCAUUUGCCACUGCACUUGAUUUUUCCCACAGCUUCCUGGAAGCUCUCAGCGACCGGCAUUGAACAGCCUCGUGUUUUAUUGAGGGGUAACUUGAAAAUUCUCUCCACCUUUAGUGUGGCGGGGGCUCGUUCCACUGUUCUCGUGGGGCGUGGCAGCUCGUCUUCCUGGCAGUCUCAUUGGUUGCAAAUGAGGGACGUGUUGGCGAUGGAUGCCGAACAUCGUCGUCAAGCUUGCUACGUCUCUCUUGUGUUCAAGACUGUUGAGGUUCAGCCGAUACUGAUGGGUUCUGUCACCUAUGAUUUUCUUCGCUCUUUUUUGUAUUCUCUCCAAGAUUUUUAGGCUAGUGAUGUUUGCUCCUCCCCACGCGAGACAAGAGUACUCGAGUGAAGAGCGAAUUUAUGCUUUGUAGAGGAGCUCCUUCCCUUCACCGUCCAGCAGCCAGCUGAUUCCUCUCAGGGAUGCAAGUUUCUGCGAAGCCUUCUCGCCAAGCUUUCUAUGUGAUUUUUGUCGAAUGCGAUGCUCAGUACUUCAAUUUCCUCUUGUGGUCUUUUUUUCUCACUGAAGUUAACUUGGAUAUCACGGUUCGUCCUCUUGACAACCAUAAGUUGGGUUUUAUUCGGGGCAAGGGAGACCUGCCAUUUCUCCCCCCCAAGUCGAUAUUUGUGCGAGUCUGUCACUUUUCUAUGUCGGCAUCCUGUUCCCUGGGCCCAUACCAAAUGGAGAAUGUUCCAUCAUCCGCCCAAGAGGGCCCAAUAUGCUUCCUUGAGGGACACCUACCUUGAUGCCGUAGUAAGCAGUGUUUUCCAAUGAGAACUACUCUUAUUUGUCUGUGGAGUAGAUAAUUUUUCAAAAGAGCUUGGAGUUCGCCGUCCACUCCAAAUGCUUUUAAUUUGCUUAACAAACCUAGGUGCCAUGCCUACCAAAGGCUCCCUCUAUGUUUAGGGCAAGAAUAAAAGUGCGCUGUUCGCGGUCAAGUCUAACUGACCAGUCUGCAGUCAUUUGUAACAGCAGGUCGGCAGCCCUUCCGAGAGCGAUAUUGCCGGGUAGACAGAAGAUGAUUUUUAUUGAGGUGCUUUGCUAGGUGUGAAGAUACUAUUUUUUCAAGUAUCUUGGUGAUGAUUGGGAGCAAGGAGACUGGCCGGUAAUUUUUUUAACUGGAUUUGUCCCCCUUUUUAAGGAUGGGGACAACAUCACUUUGUUUCCAAAGUGUAGGCCAUUUGCAGGAGCUUAAGUAUGUGUUAAAAAUUAACGUGAGAGGAGAUGACAGCUCCUUUGCGCACCUCUGGAGCAGCCGAAGGUUAACACCGUUAGGUUUUCUCGUGUCUACAUUGCGCAGGAGCAUCUCCACUUCUUUCUCACUUGUUGUAAUCCUACUUAUUUUCUCAUUACUUAAGAUGGGAAGUGCGGGUGGUUUUUGCUCAGGAUAUGGAAAUGUUAGUUUACUUGAGAAAUGUCUUGCCAAUGCAUCUGUCUUUUUUUUUGGAGCUUACUACUACUGUUAUCAAGGGUGGGAUACUUUCCUCCUUUGUGUUUCCUUGCUCAUCUUGAACAAUAUCCCACCAUAGUUUACCCUCUUUUAAUUUUUUUGUUUUUGUACUUUUCUCCUAUUGCUGAAUGGCAUACUUCUGCAUAUGUUCCAUUUGUUGUGCAGCCUGUUUAUGGAAUUGCUUGUUUCUGUUCGCAGGAUCUAGGUUUGAUGUUUGCAUUGCAGUUCAAACCAUGGUUGAUCAGAGGGUUUUGAUGAAUAGUUAAAAUGGGGUGCAAAACGAUUUUGUAGCCUCAUUAAAAUAGAGGUGAAGGAAUUAACCUUCCAAUCUAUAUUGCUCUGUUCAAGCCGUAGUCUCCUCCCUAGGUGUUCUUAAGUUAAUCUUUAUUAAAACAGUUUCGUGGUCUGAUGUCCUGACAUAUCCAAGUGGGGCAGACUUUACUGAAUGAGAAGGUAGGUCAGUGACAACUGACGAUCCAGAGCGAUGAGUUGGAAAGUCAACAAAGUUCUGUAGGUCAUGGGCUGCCAUUAUUUCAUCGACAGCUGAUUGUACUCUAUGCUGGUUUAGGUCUCCAAAUAACACAAGCUGAUAGUAGUUACAGGUGGUCAUAAGAUGAUCUAAGUUUUGCAUUAUAAAAUCUUUAAGUAGUGUCCCUCAUGAAGGCAGCUGGCAGCAUCCACAAAGAAUGCCGCAGUGUUUGUUGUCCAUCAGUCUGAAAAGUAUUAGCUCAGUGACGUCUGGUAAAGGAAGAUCUAUUAUCUGUAGCUGCAAGCUUAUUUUGUAACUGAGUGUAAUUCCUCCUCCCUACGUAUUUCUAUCUCUACAUAUCCUGUUUGAUUAUCCUGAAAUACGUGCAUAGUUGGGUGGAACCCUGUCAUCUAGGAAGAUUUCAGCUGCAAAUACAAUGUCGGCCUUCUGUUUAUUUACAAACUGGCAAGUUCUCCAACACUGAUGUGGAAUUAUUUGUAUUUCGCGAUUUUUGCUACUGCCUUGGAAUACCCCUGUCUGUGCAUUAUUGGAGUAUGUAGUUGGCAUAUAUGUCAAGGAAUGGUUUGGUUGAUUUGACUGAAAAUAUUGGUAAGGAUGAAAUCCUGUAUAUGGAGCUGGGAUUGAUGGUAGCCUACAGUGAAUUUGGGCUAUUUAUGACUUUAUUGUGGCCAGAGUUUCCUGCCCAUUGGCUGUGAUAGCAUUCACCAGGUCUUUUUGCCAUUGGUCGGCAAUCAUCUCCCUGCAAAUUUCCUCCGAGUGUAAUUUCUUACUGCAGCAAUUAGUGUUUUAGUUUAAAGCAGUCUACCUGGGUAUGGCUACACACUCUACAUUAAAAAAAUAAAAAAUAAAUAAAUAAAAAAUAAAAAAAAAAUAAAAAAAAACACUCCACAUUCUCCUCUGGGUGUUUUGCCUGGAGUACGGCCUCUCCCAGAAGGAAUCCUGAAGCAUCGGUUUACUCUUAACCGCUGUAAGCUUCGAGGAUGAAUGGUAGGUCUGGAGAUAAGUGCUUGUAGGUUCUUGAGCACGCUCUUUCGAUUGGUAAGGAGCCGCUUCUACCACCUCUUGUUGUCGGUUCUUGAAUGUUGAAAUCACUGAACUCACACCUUUUAAUUUUCUGGCCUUUUCUGAUGCCCGCCAGAUAUACAGUUCUUCGCUUUUUUUUUUUACUUUGUUUUCCCAGUCUUGGUGAAGUUUAUGUGGAAGAGUAGAGUGUUAUUGUGUUUGUCCAUUGCUUUCUUGGGUAACUACCAAGUUGUCGUUCAAAAAAAAAAUGGCUUGCACGAGCGCACUGCGCUUUUCGGAGAAACCAUUGACAGUAGAUGUGAACCUGGAGCAUUGAUCCUUCAUGGAUCCUUCCUCUUCUGCCACCUGUGUUGUCUGAGCACCAGGCUUAGCAGUGUCAUUUUCCUGGAGGAAGGUGACGGGGUCCACAGUGCUAUUUGAUGCUCUCAGUUCUUUUCACAAUGGAAGAGAGGCAUCCGAUGUGGCACAAAUUCGGACAGUUGUCCUGAAGGCAAUUUUCAUCAAUUUUUGCUUCUGCCUGGAUUCUCUUGCCACAGCCAGAACACCACAAUACUGGUCUGUAGCCUGGAAGGUGUGGUCUGUCAAUCCUCCUGUGGAUGGAUGUGUCGACAGAUGGCAUUAUAUUUAAUGUAGUGCCUUUAGUGUUAAGGCAAUCACGAGAGAGACACGAGCAUAAGCAAGACAGCAUGACUUAGACCAGGUCUUGUGAGUUGUAGUAGUGAGCGAUAGGUGGUAUGCGGGCCGCCGGUGGUGGAAGGUGGUGGGCGGUGGGCGACGGGCGGUGGGAGAUGAUUAUUAGGGGAUUAGGAGGCCGGACUUACACAGUCCGGCCUCCUAAUCCCUCCUAAUCCUCAAGAGGAUGAGUUCUCCUCCCGGGUCCACCAAACCUUAACAAUCAAGUAAAAGACCAUAACCCAAAAUUGCCUUCUUGUUCGAUACACCGAUGAAUGAUAAUUUCUCCAUAGUGAUUCUGUAAACAACUUAGAUAAAAAAAAAAAAAAAAAAAAAAAAAAAA
Messenger RNA from Penaeus monodon (black tiger shrimp), 6498 nucleotides. RefSeq names its product carbohydrate sulfotransferase 5-like. Lineage: Eukaryota; Metazoa; Arthropoda; Malacostraca; Decapoda; Penaeidae. The record is from RefSeq and is a predicted model, not a curated record. Gene Ontology annotation, biological process: N-acetylglucosamine metabolic process; sulfur compound metabolic process. The coding region runs from base 120 to 1235 and encodes 371 amino acids. The transcript is spliced from 8 exons. Gene Ontology annotation, molecular function: N-acetylglucosamine 6-O-sulfotransferase activity.